AUGUAUUCUCAACCAUAUUCCGGUGAGGAACCCAUGCUUUAUCAAGGUAGAGGUCCAAGCAAGGCUUCUACCAACCAAUUUAAUAUUUCCGCAACUAAUGGUAUGCAGGUAAUGAACGACGGAAUUAUGGAUGAUGAAAUCUUAAAUGAAAGAGGUGAAGAAAUUACUCCACUUAUAUCAAAUUUUUCUUGUAUUACUCUUAGGACGGGAACAUUGUUGCAAUGCACAAGUUUAUUAGUAUUGAUUAUCCUUUAUAACGUAUUUGGUAAUAAGGGGUUAUUUACAUUUGACUUAUACGGAAAUGGCGGGACGCUGGCUGAAGAUUUGAGCUAUUAUGCAGGAGUUGUUUCUAUGCUAUGUGUGUAUUUUGUUGGGGUCUUGUUCUUAGCAGGAUUCCAGGAAUUUAUUGCAGAUAACUCGAAAGCUCCUUUGGGAUUUAGGGCAGGCUCGAGGCUACUAAACACAGCAAAUGUUAUUCAAAUUAUCGUUAUUGCCCUUAGAGUUACACAGUUUUCAUUUACCUACAGCUAUUUUAAUCAGAAAUGGUAUGGGAAAUUUAGUCAAACAAAAGGUGACUGGUGUCUGUACAACUUCGGAAUUGUUUGUGAAGCAGUCAGCUUAAUAAUGUACGGUAUUAGCUUCUUUUAUGUGGAGUCAUAUGCUGAUGUUGGAGUUGGCGAACAAUAUGCUUAUUGGAUGUUGACUUUAUUUACAUUGGCUGGACUCUCCGAAUUGUUGAUGCUUUUUACAGGUUUUGGUAGUUUCUUCAUUCUUUUCUUUGCAGCUGCUCUUAUCGUUACAUGUAUUUGGGCAUUCCAAUUUGAACCUCUUCUAGAGUCCAACUCGCCCUUAUUGUUUUCUCGAGAUAUCAAUGCAGAUGUUUUGCCAAAAGAAACUCCAUUAGAUGAUAUGAGCAUUGAAAAGAAUCAGACUGUCAACAAUUAUCAGCCAAAUUUUACUUAUCAACUUUAUGCGGGUGCAUCUGGAGUCUCUAGUGUUCAGAAUCCAUAUGGGGUUGAAAUGCAGCAAUAA
Molecule: messenger RNA, 1032 nt
Organism: Cryptosporidium ubiquitum
Lineage: Eukaryota; Apicomplexa; Conoidasida; Eucoccidiorida; Cryptosporidiidae
Exons: 1
Coding region: 1-1032 (343 amino acids)
Source: RefSeq, a predicted model, not a curated record